Messenger RNA from Pecten maximus, 3682 nucleotides. RefSeq names its product cell surface hyaluronidase-like. The transcript has 26 exons. Lineage: Eukaryota; Metazoa; Mollusca; Bivalvia; Pectinida; Pectinidae. The coding region runs from base 17 to 3544 and encodes 1175 amino acids. The record is from RefSeq and is a predicted model, not a curated record.
UUUUGCUGUGGAAACCAUGAGGGUAAACUGUUACCUGCGGACAGUAACUGUCGCUUUGUUUCUGACGUCAGCACAAGCUUCUUGUCCUCAUGAAGAUCCGGCAUUGUUGAAAUGGAGCGAGCCGUCUACAUGGCCAAAUAAUCAAGUUCCUUCGCUUGGUGACGAUGUUUACGUCUCUGGUGACGUGUUGCUCGAUGUGUCGCCUCCGGAACUGAGAAGCGUGAACGUGGAGGCUGGUGCAACUCUCGUCUGGAGUCCAAAUGGGGAUUAUCACGUGACUACGAAAUUCAUCCACGUCAAAGGCGCCUUCCAUAUUGGAUCCGAGACUUGUCCAUUUGAAGCAAACGCUCGAAUAACUUUAACAGGCGACCGUAAGGAAUAUUCAAUGCCAAAUUUCGGUGCGAAGUUUAUUGGGGUUGACAAUGGAGCCACCUUAGAGAUUCACGGCAGGAAGAAGCUUGGAUGGACUAAAUUAGAGCAAACAGUUCCUCGUCUUAAUAAAACCAACGGCUUAGUGUAUACCAGUCUCGAUGUAGGAAGAAGACAAAAUCGGGAGGGACUUGGUAUGUAUGUAUUCAACCCUGACGGAACGUUGUUCAGACUUGAAAUCCUCUCUACAAGUAGCAAGAUGAUAGGUGACGCUGAUUUAAUCAUCAACAAGGUCAUCAAUUUUUUGACAGGAACUCCCGAUGGCAAAGUGAUCCUGAUAGCGGUUCAGCAUACACUAGUGACCAGGCCCCAGACCCAUGAUCUGUCAAAGAUCUUUGACGCUAUAGAAACAGUCGCAGGCAUUGCUAAUGGUGACAGUAAGAUACGAGAUGUAGGACCACUCGACGCUUACGCACUGGCUACUGUAAUGGGUGAUCCAAGUUCUACUUGUGAGUCAAUGUCUCAUAUGAGUCACCUUAAACAGACUGCCACAGCUUCUGUGAACGUUGGUGAUCUAACCAUGAUAGCUACCAGUAGGACAAAAGCAAUUUCAGCGAAAUGGAACGACUUAAUUGAGUUUCAAGUUGUGGAGAAAAGUGCAAGCUCUAUUAUCUUAAAUUUAAUUGAUGACGUCACCACGUGGAAGGAAGGUGAUCGACUGCUGUUGACUUCGACUGAUUACGACAUGGAAAAGGCUGAGGAGACUACAGUUCUCGGUUGUAACGAAUGUACAGACAAACAGGUUAAAGUGUCACUUCUGCCUAAAUUUAUGCAUUUUGGUGAAAUCGACACCAAUAUUGACAUGAGAGGAGAGGUGGCGCUUCUGUCGAGGAAUAUCAUCAUAGAGGGCGCUGUAAAUAGCUUCUGUCCAAGUGUAAACGAAAACUGCAAAACAUACAACUACGACACAUUUGGUGGUCAUAUCAAGGCAAUUAAAGGUUUUGUGAAUAUGCAUAUAGAAGGAGCUGAAUUACGUAACAUGGGGAAACAGACCGACCUCGGGAAUUAUCCAAUCCACUUCCACAUGUGUGAAGACGUUGACGGGGACGAUUACCCCAAUCCACCAUAUAUCAGAGAAAAUGCGAUCCACCAUACAUUUGCCAGAUGUUUAACAAUCCAUGGAACACAUGGAGUGAUGGUAAUGGACAACGUUGCUUACGAGUCGAUAGGGCAUUGCUACUUCCUUGAAGAUGGCGGAGAAAAGAGAACAGUCUUCGAUGGCAAUUUGGGUGCAAACACUCGUCCUGGCAGUCUUAUACCAUUGGAUAGACGGCCAACCACCUUCUGGAUAACUAAUCCUCAGACAACCUUCAGAAAUAACGUUGCGGCGGGAAGUAUGGGUCUAGGGAUUUGGUUUAUCUUUCCUGAUCUACCUCUCGGUCCGUCAGCAGACAAAGGCUUUAUGAAGAUGUUUGAAGCGCGUUAUACGGCAAUCACCGAGUUUACCAAUAAUGUGGCACAUUCAAACAAGAAUGGUCUCUUCAUUGAUGACCGGAUAGAUUUAGUCACGGAGGAGAUCGAUUCCUGUAACAGAUAUGAACCGAAGGAAGACCCCUCUGAUCGGUCAUCUGCGGACAAGAAUGUCAUAAUUGACCGCCUUACUGCAUAUAACAACAGAGAUAAUGCUUGGCUAAGAGGAGGUUACAUCACGCUCUCGAAAGCAUCGUUGGGAGGCAGCUUGACAUCCAUGCUUUUUGCAAGGAACUCAAGGCAAGAACAAUUCAUGGAAAAAAGUGUAAUCGUUGGUGAAACUAGAAAUACUGGUGAUCCGACACGAGCGAACGGGAAAGAUGGUUGGAAGAAUUUCCCUCGAUCUAUACCAAAUACUAAUAACUACAAUUUUCCUUUACAAGGAUUUGGUUUCUAUGAUGGCCCUGUUUUCAUAUCCGAUUCCUUUUUCGACAAAUAUACCGACAACGAGGUCCGCAAAGCUGGGGCAAUCGGCUUCAAACGAUUUAAUUCAGCUUCCAGCUCCACUUUGAGCGGAGCAGCAAAUAUUCACUUCGGAUUUCCAGAUGGGCUGUCAGGAAACCGAGCCUAUGAUGGAAACAGCAGUGUGUUUGGUUUCGGUGACCUUGACGGUGACCUUGCUGCCACAUUUAGAGACAAUGACGGCUCUGUAACUACGAUACCCGGAAGUACUGUUGUGAAACCCUUCUCAUUCGUGACAACGCCUGAUUGUAUUAUGAAGUCAGCAUGGAACCUGAUGAUAUGUCCUUAUAAAUACAUGACGCUUCGUUGCCAGGAUACAUCGCCGGCUAAAACAGACAUGAGGGUGAUCUUUAUUCGAGAUGAUCUUCCAGACUCUCCUUGGCAUUCGACUGAAUCCCAUUUCCGUGCAUAUCCAUUGAUAGGUGGAGGAAAAUACAGUUACUCUAUAUACUGGCCGGAAAAGGCGCCAUCUGAGUUCAUGCUUAUCCCUAAGGAUCUGGAAAAAGGGCACCCUGUUCGGGUCGGUGUGUGUCUGCCACUUGACGCCACAAUCAAUCUGAAGUCAUGGUAUCCGAAGAGAGCGGUAGGUUUAAGUCAGUGGACGGAAGUGGACAGUGUCCAGGACAUUGAUGACGAUACCGUGGGUGGUCAAUAUUACCGUAAUAGAACAUCCGGAAUGCUUUAUGUGAAACUAUUUACAAAUGAAGUAAGGAAGGAAGGAGACACCAAUCCAUGCGCUGGAAACAAAUGUAUGGUUAUAAAAGUAUAUGUAAAUGCAACAGACAUGAGCACCGACCAUUGCAGAGAGAGGGACAUACCCACUCCACCAGCAAAGCGGUCGGUAUCCACGAAGAGGGGAACUGAUAAUCUGUCAUUUGAUACAUACUACAACGGACCAGAACCGGACUGGGGAGCAGGCUCUACCGUUCCUUUUACCAGUAGAGAUGCUAUUGAUGGGGGAUAUGGUACCUGGAGUCAGUGGGGAAGUUGUAGAACAGACCUGACGUCUGUGAGGACCCGGACAUGUAAUGAUCCUAUUCCGAGGAAUGGAGGGGCUAGUUGUUCCGGUCCUAGGACGGAGACCAUGGAUUGUGCACCUCAGUCUCCUCAACCUCCUACUGAUGAACACAAUGUGAUGCCAGUUGUUCCGGGAGGACUUGUGGACGGCGACCUUCAGCUCUGAACAGAUUUAACUGGAUUUCUUAAAACAAUUUAAUUUUCUUUUCUUUAUGAUACAUCAAUGGUGUGUUAUCCUAUAAUAUGUAUUUAGCAGUCUGUAUAAAAUAAAAUAUUGUACCUUCUACAAAUAGUUAACUUAAAA